Bombina bombina (fire-bellied toad) is the source of this 1223-nucleotide messenger RNA. RefSeq names its product odorant receptor 131-2-like. Gene Ontology annotation, biological process: G protein-coupled receptor signaling pathway. Gene Ontology annotation, cellular component: membrane. NCBI's taxonomy places the organism in Eukaryota, Metazoa, Chordata, Amphibia, Anura, Bombinatoridae. The record is from RefSeq and is a predicted model, not a curated record. The transcript is spliced from 2 exons. Gene Ontology annotation, molecular function: G protein-coupled receptor activity. Bases 1 to 1200 code for a protein of 399 amino acids.
AUGAAAGAUCUUUUUUUAGAAGGUAGGGAUUCUAGUAGAGUUUUUGAUAUUUUGAUUGAUUCAUCCUCAUCUUCCCCUUCUAGAUCUGAUGUAGGUGAGGUUGGUCUUAAGGAUGAUGACGCUAUUGUGGUGGUGCUGGGGGUUUUGGAUUCUGCAAGUUUGAAGAAUGAGUCUCUUAUUGGAGUAGAAUUUGGUAGUGAUUUCAAUCAUUUAUCUGCCUUAGUUAAUUUCUUUGGGGACAUGGUGAGAAAGUUGUCAGGGCUACAUUUCACCACACGGCGCAUGAACAGAACAAUGCUGAAUUCCUCAAGUGUCUCCAACAGCAGGUACACCCUGACUGUGCAAAUGACAAUCACCAUUCUAAUGCUCUUCUGUUUGUUCUUCUUCAUUUACUUCAUCACAGUUUUAUUGAGUAUUUACUUCACCACCCCUGUCCGAGAGAACAGCCGCUACAUCCUUUUUGCCCACAUGCUCGUUAACGAUACUUUGUAUCUGAUCAUAGGUCUCUUCCUGUUACUUAUUGCGUUGUAUUCCAUACCCCUCCCUGUGCCAAUCUGCUACAUAUUAGUCACUGUGUCUUCUACAUCGUUUAAGAUUACGCCAUACAACCUGGCGGUUAUGGCGCUUGAGCGUUACAUAGCCAUAUGCUUCCCUCUACGACAUGGAGAGCUUUGCACCAGACAAUCUGCUUUAAUUGCAAUAUCUGUGAUAUGGGUUAUAGGACUGAUUCCUAAUUUUGCUGAUUUUGUGACCCUGAGUUCUUCAAUCGAGAUGAACUUUCUCUCUCGCUCAGUUUCUUGUAGUCGAGCAACAUUUACAAUCACUGCGGUGCAAAAUAAUAUAAGAUUCUUCACUCACACCUUCACGUUUUCCCUAGUGGGACUAAUAAUUAUAUUCACGUAUAUCAAAAUCAUGCUGGUCGCUUUCAAGAUUGGUUCUGGCAAAGCGACCGCGUCAAAAGCUGGAAAAACCGUCAUGCUCCAUGCCGGGCAGCUUUUGCUAUGCAUGUUUGCUUUCAGCUACACACUUACAGAGCUAUAUUUCGGAGCGUAUCUUAUCAUCUUACCCAUAAUCAAUUUCUUUUUCUUCAUGUGUCUGCCAAGAUUUUUAAGCCCUUUAAUUUAUGGAUUAAGAGAUGAAGUAUUUCGUAUCUACAUCAAAAGGUUUAUUCUCUGCAGUGCAAGGACAGAAUCACAUUGAAACUUAGAAUGACGUCAGAUCGA